This is a messenger RNA of Drosophila takahashii, 323 nucleotides long. It is a transcript of the gene Sfp23F, whose product is annotated as Seminal fluid protein 23F. The record is from RefSeq and is a predicted model, not a curated record. Lineage: Eukaryota; Metazoa; Arthropoda; Insecta; Diptera; Drosophilidae. Gene Ontology annotation, molecular function: serine-type endopeptidase inhibitor activity.
UCAGUCGAAAAGAAUUGCUUUGUCUGCUCUUUAAGAAAUACCUCAAAAUGUAUAUAUUUUCAAUUCUCUGCUUGCUUUCUAUACUUGGUUCUCUUUUGGCUCUGAAAAAUCCAAUCUGCGCUGACAGUUUGCUUGGCUUUGGGGUAUGUAAUACUAUAAUUACUCGAAUUGGUUAUAACCCUUGGACCAACGACUGCACAUCAAAGAACUUCGUGGCAUGUGGUGUCUACGGAACUGCUUACAAUAGUAUAAAGGAGUGUGAAGAUAAAUGUAAAGAGUAAAGAUAAGAAAUAAAGGGGACAUCUAAAACAGGUUCUAAAAAA